This is a messenger RNA of Dichotomopilus funicola, 2019 nucleotides long. RefSeq names its product DHHC palmitoyltransferase-domain-containing protein. The record is from RefSeq and is a predicted model, not a curated record. Gene Ontology annotation, cellular component: endoplasmic reticulum; Golgi apparatus. Gene Ontology annotation, biological process: protein targeting to membrane; peptidyl-L-cysteine S-palmitoylation. Gene Ontology annotation, molecular function: protein-cysteine S-palmitoyltransferase activity. The transcript is spliced from 2 exons. Lineage: Eukaryota; Fungi; Ascomycota; Sordariomycetes; Sordariales; Chaetomiaceae. Bases 1 to 2019 code for a protein of 672 amino acids.
AUGGCAUCAGGAGAGGGAGUGCCGGGCGCGCUCUCUCACUCCCCGGCCCACGAUGACGGGUUCCCUCAGUUCCCGCGAUCGGAACGCGGCGGCCCACCGAGUAUCAUAUCCUCGCGCAUGACGGAUAUCAUGACAGAAGAUGGCGAGGCGGAAACACAACAGGGGACCACCAACCACAGGUUGAGCGCGAUCUAUGGCGAUAGUUCUUCACGCCCGGAGACUGCGAGGACUGGUGUAUCACAGCGGGGCCCAUGGGCCCAGGGUUCGCCCCUGCGCCGCGGGCUGUCAGGGAAAAGAGUGAGCAUCAACGGCAGUAUGGGCGGCACAUCGUUGGGGGCCAGGCCAGCAAGUGCAGUGAGCAAAAGCCAUGUCCCAACGCUCACCUCACACGCCUUCUUCCGGCCCAUGAGUUCGCAGAGGCUGCAGGCUCAGCGAGGACUGGCGCGGCCGACGACGAUGAACCGGCAAAUUGGGCUGCAGGACGAGGGAAGCGAGCGGAAACGAGACAGCUACAUUUCAGAUCAGGCGACCCGGAUUGGCAUACAGGGCUCAGAAGCGGAAGAGGAGACGGGUCUACCCGCCUCCCGGGGUACCGAGUUCACCGAGCACGAGCCGUACGAUCGCGGAACAGCCAACACCAGCCCGACGCAGGGACCCCAUCCCACACUGAGCCAGACGGACAGCGUCGGGCCGCUGCACAGGAAGCCCGAGGGCGCACGAACCCUCGCGCUCGAUAUCAACUCUACGCCCAACGCCGUGGCGAGUGUUCCAACGCCUGUCCGCACUCCACGCUCCAUGCGAUCCAGUUUCCUCAUACCAAGAAUGGAAUCGGCCAGCGGUAGCCGCGAGAUGCAGGGUGGGGAGAAACUGGAAUCGCUAGCCUCGUCGCCCCAACUCCCGCCCAGCCGAGACCGCGGGAACACAGCGUCCGGAAACAGUCAGACCUCGAAACUCGGUCGCAAUUACGAGUACUUCCUUGGCAACACGGUGUUCUGUCUGGGUGGGCGUCUCCAAAACACCAGACACCGGCCCGUAAACAUUGCAACGGGGGCCUUUGUUGUCAUUCCUACGGCCCUUUUCUUUGCCUUCUCAGCGCCAUGGAUCUGGCACAACCUUUCUCCCGCGAUACCUAUCAUUUUCGGUUAUCUCUUCUUCAUUUGCAUGUCUUCCUUUAUCCAUGCAUCAGUCACCGACCCAGGAAUCCUACCUCGGAAUGUGCACCGCUUUCCGCCUGUGGAUGAGAACGAGGAUCCCCUACGGCUUGCGCCCCCGACCACGGAAUGGGCUUUGAUCAAGUCCUCCGACCCAGCAACUGCUGCCAUGGAGGUUCCUACCAAGUACUGUCGGACGUGUAACGUCUGGCGGCCUCCCCGUGCCCACCACUGCCGCCUUUGCGACAACUGUGUUGAAACCCAGGAUCACCACUGUGUCUGGCUCAACAACUGUGUUGGCCGCCGGAAUUACCGAUACUUUUUCACGUUCAUCAGCAGUGCUACGUUCCUUGGGAUAUUCCUCGCCGGGGCGUCAUUGGCACAUAUCCUCGUGCAUGCCAAACGCCAAGGCAUCCCCACGACCGAAUCUAUCAGCCAAUUCCGCGUUCCUUUUGCCAUGGUCAUCUACGGCUUUCUCGCCUUUCUCUACCCCGCCGCGCUGAUGGGAUACCACGUAUUCCUCAUGGCCCGAGGCGAGACGACCCGUGAAUACCUGAACUCGCACAAGUUCCUCAAAAAGGACCGGUAUCGGGCCUUCACACAAGGCAGUUGGUUCCGGAACUGGUUUGUUGUCUUGUGCCGCCCACGGCCGCCAACAUACUAUCGGUUCAAGGGCGCGUAUGCCGAAGGCGACCAACGACUCGCCACUCGCCGCCGCGCCCAGCGGCCCCCUCGACGGGAGCCGGACCCAAGAGAGGGUCUCGAGAUGCAGGACGUCGGGCCACAGCCGCGGCAGAUCGCGACCGGUUUCGCAGGUCCCGUCGCGGUACGAAACGCCACAAACCCGGCAGCUAGCGGCGGGUCCUAA